Messenger RNA from Sphaeroforma arctica JP610, 209 nucleotides. RefSeq lists its product as hypothetical. The annotation marks the transcript as partial. NCBI's taxonomy places the organism in Eukaryota, Ichthyosporea, Ichthyophonida. The record is from RefSeq and is a predicted model, not a curated record. The transcript has a single exon.
AUGACAGAUCUGUGGAUGUCUGAGUGUGUGGUAUACGACCGCACCAAAGACAUACAACGCCUCAUGGCCCAAACGUCCGAUCCCGAUUACCGCAACAUGCGCAAGAAGUUGGCCACACCAAAUUCGACCACUUUCAAUAAUUCGACAGGAGCGGCUUCAAAUCCCAAAAAUUCGUCCAUGCAUUCGAAUUCGCCAUCUCAGCCUGACAG